CUAACACAAAGAAAAAGAACAAAGAAACAUACUAGCCAAGCUGUUAGAUUCAAUUUUAAGUGUUUUUUACCAAUUAUAUUUGCAUAAAGAUGACAUCGACAGCUACUAAAAGAAGCCGUGCCACACCCGAGCAGCUAAAUCGUAUGCUUGACUACCUAAUGGAAGUCCCGUGUCUAGCAGGAUCUAGGUUCCACAGCCUCCAUGGUAAGUUCGAAUGCGACAAAAAGUGGAGCGAGCUAGCAACAAAGUUAAAUAGUCUGGGUGGAGCAGUGAAGACAGCCAAUCAAUGGCACACGGUAUGGCGGGACUUAAAAAGCCGCACCAGCAUCAAAGCAUGAAAUCGGCGAAGGCAACCAGCUUUAACUGGAAACGGGCCUAUCAGUGAGGAGCCCCUAACGGAAUUCGAGAGGCGGGUGUCUGCUCUUAUAGGGGAAGAAUAUAUGAAUGGGCACGAUUCAACAGCUGAAAAUAUUCCACUAGAGGAGGUAAUCCAAAUGGGUAUCGAAGUGGAAGAUGAAAGCAUGAUUUCGGAAGCCCCGUCGCCUUUACGGACGCCACUUGCAGAAAAUUUCACGCUGAGGUCAGGUAAUUCGCACAUCUCAGACAGGAGAACACCACGGGCGAACUUGAAAAGAAAGCGCAUGGAAGAAGACGGUGAUGCUCGGAAGAAAUUUUUGGAAAUAGCAGAAAAACAGGCAGAUACACUAAAGAUGCUACCCCAGUCGAGUGUAGAAACCGUAGAAGUCGCGAAACAACAAGCAGAUGCUUUAAAGAUCUUAGCCGAAAGCAGCUCUGCAAGUGCCCAGGCGAAUAAAAUGAUAGCGGAGGCAAUAGCCGUAUUGGGGAAUGGUUUAAGCGCUACCGCGGAAGCAUUCAACAAUCUAACGCCAAUCAUAAGCCAAAUACUCAAAGGACAUACUCGCGCUUUUUAAAUAAGUUUUUGAUCAUAUAAUUUCACAGUUUUGAACUAUUACCUGCACACCCAAGAUAUUUGAUCUUCUCCUUACAGGAGUUUACUAGUUUCGUUCUGCACCAUGGCAUCGUAAGAGCCUUGAUCACGGCUUGACUAUCGGAGAAAAUGUAAUUGGAAGUCGUUGUUAAAAUAGACCAUGAAAAAUACUGAACAACGAAUUAAAAAAACAACAAGUCUCUGGACCUAUGAUAACUAAUGCUUUCCUUACAUUUUUUUUUUUACUUUUCCGUGGCGAUAGCAGCGAUAUUUAACAUUUUUUCUAUACGUCAUAAGACAAAUUGGGAAUCAGAGUUGCACUGUAUUCUAUCAACUGGCGAAAUAACCGCCUUUACAUGGAUUAUCUGAUUAAUUUGGUUUGGGUAACAUUAGUUCUUAAGCCUGCAUUAAUUUAUUUAAGCGCGAGAUCGACAUAUACCAUAUAAAUGAAUCCACCAAAAUCACAUAGCGGUUUAAUGGACGCACUAUUUUGCAGAAUUCAAAUGAAGUCAAGAGUGCAUUAGGAAACCAUUUUCAUUGACAAAAUAAGGAGUGCCUGAGCGAAUGAGGCCCUAUGCCACAGGAGCAGUGAUUGAAUGGCAUCCCUGCCAGCCAUGUAAGGACAUAUUUUUAAUAACUACUACAGUUAAAUGGAAAAGGGCUUACUACACCAUUACGCUCGCUCUAAACAAGUCAUACUCUUCGGAGUCAUUUACAUGCUGAGUCAUUUAUGUGCUUAUAAAGUUACCUUAAUGAACGCUACUUGGACAAAAAAAUUUGUUAGUAGACAAUUUCUAAUUCACUUAAACAAAUAUUUACGCUUUUCGUUUUUAAUAUUUUGUCGCUAUUGAUUUUGGUCUGACCAUACUUUUUCGACUUUGGACGUGAAUUUAACAUAUUUCUAUUAUAGCUAACGAUUUCAACUUUCAGGUAACUUCCUAAAAUUUAAUGUUCUAUCGAUUUAUGGUUAUAAACUUUUAAAAAGGACGAAAAAAGCAAGAAAAAAAGUGUCUAACGCCCUUCAAGUUAAAUCUAAAAAAAACAUUUCGUAGAGAAGCAAACAAAUUUUUUUUAAUGUUGUUAAAAAAAUAAUCGUAAAAAAAGAAGCAAAAUUUAUUAUACUCUACUAUUGGUGUAAUUCAAAUGUAUGCAAGCUGCAAAGAGGUUCGAGAGAAUUUCGUAAUUUUACAGAGGCUUGCGAAUAGCAUCACCUAAUAAUAUUUUAAAAUAAAAAACUUAACAAAGUGGAGCGCGUAAUGAAAGCGCGUACAAAUAAUAUAACCUCCUCGAUUAAUUAUUUCACUUUUCUGUGCUGUUGCAGUACUUCAUACAACAUGGCUAUGCUAAAACAACAACAGUCUGUUCGUUCUACUGCACAAAAACGCUGCUGACAAAUUUAAAUCCAGCAUCAGUGAUACAUUGGGUUACCUUACAACUUUAUUAACUUACAAUUAAAUAUAGGCUACUCGUAUUAAUAAUUUACGUUUAUACGCGUCCCGUCUAAGCAAAGCUUAUGCCACGC
Messenger RNA from Anastrepha ludens (Mexican fruit fly), 2471 nucleotides. RefSeq lists its product as uncharacterized. The record is from RefSeq and is a predicted model, not a curated record. The transcript has 6 exons. Bases 441 to 932 code for a protein of 163 amino acids. NCBI's taxonomy places the organism in Eukaryota, Metazoa, Arthropoda, Insecta, Diptera, Tephritidae.